Bipolaris zeicola 26-R-13 is the source of this 1254-nucleotide messenger RNA. RefSeq lists its product as uncharacterized. Gene Ontology annotation, cellular component: mitochondrion. The transcript is spliced from 2 exons. Lineage: Eukaryota; Fungi; Ascomycota; Dothideomycetes; Pleosporales; Pleosporaceae. Bases 1 to 1254 code for a protein of 417 amino acids. Gene Ontology annotation, molecular function: alcohol dehydrogenase (NAD+) activity; metal ion binding. The record is from RefSeq and is a predicted model, not a curated record.
AUGCCAAGCUCCAUCAAUAUCGGUUCCCUUCGCGAAAGGAAAACAAUCCAACAACUUCCCAUUCCCGCUCGAAAAGGACACAACGCAAUACUGAACUCCGAUUAUACCCAUGACAUUAUCGAUGCAAUCGGCACGUGGGGAUGCCAGCGAUUGGUCAUAGUGCACUCCAAAGCCCUCGACGAGAACACUGAUGUUCUCAAGAAACUGAAAGAGAAAUUGGGCCUUUUUGCAGUAGCUUGCAAGUCCGGUGUUGGUGCACACUCGCCCUACGAUGAUAUUUUGGAAAUAGCAAGAUUAAUAAACGAGAACGAUGCAGAUUGUCUCGUCAGCAUCGGAAGCAGUAGCUACUCGGACGCAUGCAAGAUUGCGCGCUUAAUGCAUGCCAACCUUGCGGCGGAUAAUCUCACAGUAGAAGCAAUGGAAGCCCUGGUUGACCAAGAGAAAGGAAAAGCAGAUGGACUGAAAGAUCCAAACGUCAAACUCAUUGUUAUGCCAACCAGUCUCUCUGCCAGCGAGUGGAAUAAUAAUUCCUCAGCAACAAAUCCCCAGACACUCAAGAAGCAGCAUUUUGCCAGCGAGCACGCAGCCCCGGAUCUGAUCCUUCUCGAGCCAGAAGUAGCAGCUACAUCGCCUCGAAAACUCUUGCUCUCAAGCGGUAUACGCGCAGUGGAUCACUGCAUCGAAACAAUGUUGAAUGAACUCUGCACAGGCGAAAUCUUCUUCCAUAUGGAAAAUGCCCUCCAAACACUUUUGCGUGGCCUCAAAGCCUAUAAAAAUGGCGAGGCUCACAACAAGUACUCUGAGCUCCUCGAAGGCAUCGCAAAUUGCCAACUUGGGGCUCGAGACGCUAUGAUGGGACUGAUAAUGUGGGAUAUCCCAAUGGGCCUUUCACAUGCCAUUGGGCACCAGUUGGGCAGCAUUUGCGGCGUCAUGCAUGGCGUUACUUCAUGUGUGAUGCUUGCUCCUGUGCUGAGGUAUACAGCGGACAGGUCAGAUAGGCAAAGGGAGGUCCAGAAGCGGGUGUUGGAGGUUUGGAAUAGGGCGUUGAGUGCUGACGAGGAUGAUCUUGCGGAUGCGGUAGGCGAUUUUGUCAGGUAUCUCGGGUUGCCGAGUACGCUCAAGGAGGUUGGUGUUGAGAAGCAAGAGGAUAUUGAUAGGGUGGCUGAAAGUACACUGACGGAUGUGUUUGGGGCCAUGGAGGGCAUGGGCGGAAAGGAAGAUGUGCUUGCUAUCUUGGACUCUGCAAGAGGCUAA